Paramormyrops kingsleyae is the source of this 10005-nucleotide messenger RNA. RefSeq names its product RNA-binding protein MEX3A-like. NCBI's taxonomy places the organism in Eukaryota, Metazoa, Chordata, Actinopteri, Osteoglossiformes, Mormyridae. Gene Ontology annotation, molecular function: RNA binding. The record is from RefSeq and is a predicted model, not a curated record.
UUGCAGCGAUGCUACACGAUUUAUGAGCUCCAGACGAAAUAGGAGAACGGGGCGGCUUUAGUAUGUCUGCAUUGGAGGGAGCGGAUUUAACCAGACGGGGUGGAGUCUGACAUGGCCCUAGCCCUCCAAUGUAGAGAGGGGCUGUCGCCUUGCGAGUCGAGGGAGAAGAAAGGAAGGUAGCCAGGCCGGCAGGAAGAGGGGGCGGCCGGUGGGCGUGGCCUACUGAAAGUGGGCGUUGGAGAAGGAGGGGGCGGGGAGGCGGCGCACUGAUGCUGCUUCUCGAGUCUUUCUCCUGUCUUUGUUUCAUACUCUUUGUUAGCCAUGCCGAGCCUGCUGGUUCUAUCAGGGAUCAUGGAGAAGAAUGGGGGCUAUGGCGGGGAUCUGGCCGUCUCUGGCUUCGGAAGCGAGGGACUGCUUGUGCCGCCGGACGAGGAAGAGGACGACUCCCGUGCUCUCAGGGUCGCCUUGGGCCAGCUGUCGCUUUUGGGUCUCGGGGAAUCUGAGGACGGUGGCGGCGGGACUCCCACUCCUGGAGUGCAAGAUCGGAGUAACAACAAUAAUAAUCAUCACAACAACCAUAAUAACGGCAUCGGAGGAGGGAGCGGCGGAGACCCUGGGCUUUUGCAAGGGAAGAACAAGUUAUGUGUCCUGUAUGAGGGGUCCUCUGAAACGAAAGGACGUGGCUGUAACAUAACCGAAUGCGUGCCUGUGCCCAGUUCCGAACAUGUGGCCGAAAUAGUAGGCAGACAAGGGUGCAAGAUCAAAGCUCUGCGGGCAAAGACCAACACCUAUAUCAAGACCCCUGUGCGUGGAGAGGACCCUGUUUUUCUUAUCACGGGUCGGAAGGAAGAUGUUUCACUGGCACGGCGGGAGAUCAUCUCCGCCGCGGAGCACUUCUCCAUGCUGCGGGCAUCCCGCCACAAGCUGGGCGUGGCCUUCAGUGGCUCGCCCCCAGCGCCCCUGCCCGGCCAGACCACCAUCCAGGUGCGGGUACCGUACCGCGUUGUGGGGCUGGUGGUCGGUCCCAAGGGCUCCACCAUCAAGCGCAUCCAGCAGCAGACUUCCACAUACAUCGUCACACCGAGCCGUGACCGCGACCCCGUCUUUGAGAUCACCGGCUCGCCCGGCAACGCCGAACGCGCUCGCGAGGAGAUCGAGUCGCACAUCGCCUUCCGCACGGGCGGCCUGCACGACCUCAACAACGAGAACGACUGCCUGGGACCCGACGGCAGCGGCGGUAACGGCGGCCUCGAGAGCCGGCUGCAGCAGGUGUGGGGCCCCGGGGGGGGGCAGCGCAAGCCUCUCACCAGCAGCUACCGCCAGAACUUUCCGGACGCACUCGGGAAUGGGGGAGGUGGAGGCAUGUAUGGCAAAAGCGACUUUGCCAACCCCGGCGAGAAGCCGUGCCCGUUUUUUGCCUCGGAGGAAGCCCAGUGUUGGGGAGACCCCGACUACCCUAAGCAGGUGGCAUAUUACGCCCAACAGCGUUCCAAAAGCUUUGGCGGCCUGCCUCUGCCCUUAACCAGGCUCUCGCCAAGCCUCCCCGAGUCCUGUGGGGGGCUGUCCCACGCCCAGGCGCGCCGCGCCCACAGCGAGCCCAUCUCAGCCAGUAUGGGCUUCCCUGGCCGGCUGCCAGUGGGCGACUCUCAGUCCACCGCCCACCGCGACUGCAUGACCUGCUUCGAGAGCAAGGUGACGGCCGCCUUGGUGCCCUGCGGCCACAACCUCUUCUGCAUGGAAUGCGCCAUCCGCAUCUGCGAGCUCAGCCACCCAGAGUGCCCUGUCUGCCACGCCCUGGUCACGCAAGCCAUCCGGAUAUUCUCCUAAAGCCUCUCUUCUUCCUUUUCUAUUUUGUUCAUACACUUUGGGUUUUUUAUUUUUAUCAUGUUUUUAUAUAAUUAUCAUUCUGAUUUUUUUUUUCCAGAAAAGUAUAUUAAAACGGGCAGAAGGUCCUGCUUGUUUUACUAAAAGUAUAAUAAAUAUUUUUUAAAUUUGUUUUUAUAUAUAUAUUUUAUAAAAGUUUUGUUUACAAGAAAAAUAAUAGUAUCCAGCUAACCUUUUUCCUUUUUGCUAUUUCUUAGUUGUUAGAUAAAAUAUGGGGCAAAGAGAAGUGGAACGAUUUGGAAAGUUUUGUUCUUUUGUUUGAUCAUGGAACGACGUGUAGCUAAACGGUCAGGAUGGGGAGUGAGGAGGAGUCAUUUUGAUACAGGUUAACUUUUAUCUUCCUACAGAAACUCACAUGACCUGCUGGAAUAAUGUAUGGGGGAACAUUUCAUCGAGGGCUUAGAUUACGUCUCGUCUUAAACGACGUGCAAAGCGGGAACGCGGAUUUGUGUCUCUAGCACGGCCCCGAUGGGCGUCAUUUUGGGUUUCAAAUUCCACAGGCGUUGAGUGCGAGAGGCCAGUUGCUUUGAAGUGGCUUCUGUCUGUGCUGCGGCUGAUUUGAACGCCCGGCUGUUUGUCAGCGUCGUACAAUGAAUCGGUCACCUAAAAAGACCCCGGGCAAGGCGAUCUGUCAAGCAACAGCACAGGCCAGUUCCUUUGGAAGCAGAACGAGUCCUGCUCUCAUUUGAGUGCUUUUUUUGCCUCUCAGGGUCUUACUCCUCCCAGAACAAAAAAAAAACUUCAGGGCUAACACCCCCCCCCUUUACCACCGACCCCCCCACCCCCCCGACAGCCGGUGGGAGCUGCUUUGUGAUCGCGAGGCGACGCUGUAAAAGCAGGUGUUUUAUAGCGAGCCUGAGCUGGGACCUAAAAUCGCUUAAUUUCUUUUUCCUCUGUCAUCGCUCUUCAGUCACACACAGAGUUCGUUACAAAGGGUACGAGGCGAAGCGGGCUGUCCCCUGACCCCCCCCUGCCCCCUCCCCAAAGCAUACCGCAUUCUGCAAGCUCGGCGGUUGUCCCGGAGAAGGCGCAAGGCAGGGUCUGGACACGGCCCCCUCAACGAGCGAGCAGCAAUUAGCCAAAGGAGUCGGUCCAGGUGCGGGCGGUCGCGGAUGGGGGGGGGGGGGGGGGAUGAGGGUCUCCCCAUAAUGCUCAGCCCAUGGCAGGCGGCUGGCCCCAGAAUCCCCCCCGCCACCACCACGGGGUGGACAGGCAGGCUGAGGUGCAGCUGGGGAGGGUGACGCCCCCCCCCCCCAUCCCCACGGGGAGCAGGGUUUCCUUUGUCUUGAGAGGCAGAGAGCCCUCAAACGCAAAAAAAAAAAAAACAGAAUCCUCUGGGAGAAACCGUGGGCUGGCUCUGGGCUUUUCUCUGCUGAGCAAAAAGACAUCGUCAGCCAUUUAUAUAACGACAGGCAUUCAAUACAUAUAUAAAUAAUACCUAAAGGAAACCAAAACAUCAUCAGAUACACAUUAGCCAAAAUAUUCUGAUUAUUGAAUAUCUCUAAACAAAUGGGGAAAAACGAAAUUGUGAGGCUGUCUGAGUUCACUGACCUCUCCCCCCACCCCCGUACCAGGACCCCUGCAGCUGCCCCCACCAAGAUGGCCGCUCCGAUAUAAAGGGCCGUGCCUCAGAGCUUCGGGACAGAAUCUGAAGAUGGUAAUUGACAUAGACGCAGAGGCAGCGUGCCAUUUAGCCUCCAUUUGCGUGGAAUCAAAUUACACUCCCGCUUCCCUCCUACUCGGCCCAGAGGAUAUAGGACGGGGGGAGAAGCCUUUGGGGGUAAAAAGGGGUCGACUUUUUCCCUUGAAAGGGCCGCUUUUCUUGAAAACUGAGAGAAAAAAAAAGAUUUUUUUCUUGUGGGUUCAUUGAGCCCCUCUGCAGAAUGCACAGCGCGCUGCUUGUGUAUGAUCGAUGGAUAGUGAGCAAAACCAGUACACAGGGAAUAAGGUGGCAUGGGUUUGGGUUAGGAAGCAUUGCAAUAUCUCUCCUGACACUGAAGGAUGGAUUUGUGAAAUUGAAGAAGAAAAAAAAAACUUCCCUCGGUCAAAGGGUUCCAUAAAGUCUUACAUCCGCUCGCUAGAAAAUUGUUCUUAACCCGGCGACGGCCGAAUGCGCAAUGAGUUUUGUUGUGCGGAUGUGCGAGGAAUUGAAAAACAAGCGCAGUUUUCCAAAAACAUGGUCACUGCUGAAUCUGGACCCUUGUUGGUCAGUCCUCAGUGUUCAGACUGACUACAACAUUGACCAAAACAUCCGUUUAAUAGGGUUAAAUCAUCAUUUGCAAGACUCAAAAUGAGCAGUAAUUAUUCUAAUUUAAAUGAAGAACAAUGUGAAGGCUAUGAAAGAGGGAGAAUGGUAUUUUAACUGACUACAUUUCAAACAUUGUUGAUACUUUAUAUACAAAAAAGCACCUUAUUACUUAAAAAAAAAUAAGAUUUUGAAACCAAACUAACUUAUGUAGGAGAAUAAAUACACUUGUUACAUAUAAUAAUGACUGCAUAACAAAUGUCCCUUUUCAGUUUCGGGUAAAUUUUUUUGCAUGGAUGAAUAUUGAGCAUUUUAGUUGAAUACAGUAACACAAUCACACUUGAUCCCAUCCUGUCUAUAGAAGCUCUCCUACUGUUUCCCAGAGAGCCUCAGAGGGUCUCUGUUUCACUGCUUCAAGGCACAGACAGGUUCCCUCUUACCCAGUGGUUCAAAUGCUUGCGCCUCACUAUACAGUGCAAAUUUACCAUUCAGUUUAUCAGCUUAUGAAGCAUUGAGAGGAUCACUUUACAAUACAUUAUGGGCAAAAAAAUGUUUUGAAUGUAUCCUUAUCCUCCAUUGGAAAGAGUAAAUACAAACGACACUGUAACUUCAGUUAUCAAGCUUUGAGCUCAGAAAGACGAUGGGCAUUCCCACUUACUUAAGCAUGACUGUCUGUUAGAUAAGCCAAAACUGAAGCGAAAUGGUUGUUUUAGGUUCAAAUGUAGCCAAAUAAUCCAACCAAUUAAAUAUAAAACACGUUAGUACUGUGAAAAUUCAUAAUGAAGUCUUGCAUAGAAUAAAUAUACCAGUACAGCUUUUUGAAUACUUUCUGGUCUCUCCAUGCACAUGAGUCAAAGUUAGGACUCUGACAAAUAUUUUUCUAAACACCAAAACAAGUAGAAGAAAAAUGGAACAACAUUAUGAUCUCCUUUUGUUUGUAUCUGUAAAGAAGCAAUAAUAAAAAAAAACAAAAACAAAAAAAAAACAAAGGACCGUUCUUUUUGGUGAGCACUUAACAUUUGAUGCAAGACAUCUAUGUUUUGGUCUUGGACCGCAAGUACUACAAAAACUCAGUAAUGUUGAGUGUGAAUUUUUAUUCACAGUCGUUCUUAAGUAAGCAGUAAUAGCAAAAAUAUGUGGCAAGCAUUCAGCUAGGGAUUAUUUAGGACCCUACAGACAUUUACAGUUGUUUGACAACAGCACAAAAAAACAGUUAUCAACCUGUAAAACAAACAUACAAACAAACAAAAAAAACAAAAAAAAAAUGUAGGAAUGGCUUUUCAUUACAGCUUACUAACCACAUUUUCAUUGUCUGCAAUAGUAAGUCUGGUCAUAUUCUCUGCUUUAGACUGCUUUCGUUGUUUCAUAUGAGAUGCACUUGGUAUUUAGAUACUUAGAAGUUUGCAGUUGUUUUGCUAGCAAAGAUUUAAUCUACAGUCGUUCGUUUUCCAAUACAUAUGCUUGACAUGUCUGUUUACAUUAUAUUUAAAUUGAAAUAUUGUUUCGCUUGACUGUUUGUACCUCAGACUGGGAGAUACUAAAAUAUCCAGCAAAGAAUAGCAAACUUUAAAAAUUAUGUUUUGAUAGUUUAAUGAUAAUUUGGUCAGUGCCAUUUAUGUGAUUUAUUUAGCACUUGUUGUGCUUAAUGCCGAAACACACCCCCAUGUUGUUAUGGGCAUGGGGUAGACAAAUGCCAAGGUGUUAGGGCUGCUCAGUACCUCAGAAUUUAUGAGAAGCACAACAUUCAGACAGGAUUGGAGGAAAAUUGCUGAUGUCAUGGAUAAAGUUUUCUUAGAGAGUUGUGCUGUGAAAAAAGCUCAGCUGUUCACAGCACAUUUCAUAAAUUAAUGUAUCUGAUAGCAUGAAAACUGUGUAUGUGUGUGGGCGUGUGACAGGUCUGUGUAGCCAGGCAAACACGCAGUUAGGUGUGGCUGCAGAGAGACUGUUCUGCUCUGCGGCGUGUUGGAAGACCCCAUUUUGAAACCUCGGGGGUCCAUUGUGUCUAUGAGAGUUUGAAGGCUCCUCUGUGUAUGAACAUUGGAUCGGUCUGCAUUUCGCUAUUAUUUUGCACUGAUUAGUCAGACUGUGUUAAACUUCGCAGUGGUUUGGAUUUAUUGAAGCCCUUUUCCCAUGCUGUUUGAUGAGACUGGACAUUGAUGCCUUGACAUAGUAUUGAGCCAAAUGUACCACUUUGAAAAAGUAGCAUUUAUGAAACCUUUAUUACAUGAUAUUACUUGCAUUAAGGGAAUAUUCCAAACAUGAUAAACAUUAUAUAGUGUUAGCAUAAGUAUGAUAAUAUUCCAUAAUAUAAUAUUAAGAGAAAUUGUUUCAGUGUUUUUAAUACCUUUUAUAAAGUUAUUUGUUAUUACAGAUGUAUGUUUUGCUAUUCACUAAGAUUGUUAGUGUGUCACGUUUAAAAUGUUUUAUUCUUGGUUGCAAAAUUACAAGAUAAAUGUGAACAAGUAAAGGUAGCCAAAGAAUAAAAGGUUAGAUGUGAGGUAAUGUUUUGGGGGAAAAUAAAAACAUAUAAUUUAUUUUUAAGUCUUAAGACUAUGAUUCUCUCAGAUAUACCUUAUCUGUAGUUAAAACUAUUAUUGUCAAAGUUUGUGUUUUGUUUAUACUGGGGUUUUAAUUAUAAAAAGCUGGUGGACAAAAAGUCACCAUUUUUACUUAAAAGAGUUAUUUUUAGUAGAAUUAAAUUAUAUCAUUGGUUAGUGUAGGUUUUUAAGUUUUUUUAUAUAUAUAACCACAGUGUAAGAUUUGAAAUAUGUAUAAUAUUCCCCUAUAAAACAUUUGCUGAUUUAUUAUUUAAACACAUCUGUAAGAAACAUAUCCUAUUUGCAUCUACAAAAAUGUUUCCCAAAGAUUUCAGUCAUAGACUAAAAAGUACCUAAUCUGAGCCAUUUAUUUUCAAUGAAGUAAUAUUAGUGAAAAAAACCACCUCCCAGUACUGUUACACUAUAUGUUGCAAACACUUUCAAUAUAUUAAGCUGAAAUAAUGAUGGGAGGGGGGGCGUUACAUGGGUGUUUUUUUUUUUAAUUGUAAUUCCUGUAGAAAUAUCGCUUAAGGGCUAGCCUGAUACUUAUGUUUUGUAGGUGAAUAGUGGGGAAGGUGAGCAUUUAUUUAAAGUGAUCCAUAACUACUUGUGAAACCUCAAUAUCAAAUUGUAUUUUUUUUCUUUAAAAAAAAAAAAAAAGUGGCCUGUAUCAGAAUAAUAUUGCAAUCAUUACAGUUCGGUAAAAGGGAAAAAAAUCGUAACUGAUUUACGACACGAACCUGCUGAUUUUCAUCCAGUUUUCCAGACAGACUGUUUAUUGUUAUUAUUUUUUCUUGCAUACCCUCUGCCUUGGGUUCCUCGCCCAUGGUGAACAGAGACAGCAAUACGUGAGCUUCCCCCCAUAUAUAGGAUUACUGCACUGUACGUGUACGCAGUGUUAGCGCGGCCAACGCAAAGCACUAAUAACACAAUAAUACCGCGGUAUACGAUUAUCAUAACAGAACCAGAGAAAUGCAGCCGAUGCCUGUACAAUAACUGCAAUUAAAAAGUGAUUGUAGAGUAAUGGAAAAUAUUGACUUGUGUAAUGUACUUCAGGAUGGAGAGAGGCUCUUCAAAACAGUCUCAACUUUCAGUGAAGACAUGCAAGUUCUGCAUUUGAAUGUAGAAAUGCCCAUCAGUCCGAUGCACACUCCUACAUCUUUUAAAUUAUUCAUCAAAUACUAUUUUCUUUUAUGACUAGUUCAUAAAAGGUUUUCUUGGCAGAACGUAUUUGGAUUAAACAUUUAUAGAAAGCAAAAAUUUAAAGCAUUUUACAGUUUCGUAAAUUCUAUUUUGCUAAUAUGCAUUAUUACUAUGUGUCAAAAUAUCUGAAUGGUAUUUAUGAAAAUUAAAAGAAAUGUCUUAAGAGGUUGCUCGUACUUUUUUCUAAUACAAAAAACAUUAAUAUAUUUCUAACAGGAAGCUGGUUUUUAGGAAAAUUUUAAAAAUAAAAAAGUUUUAUUUAUGAAGGUUAAAAUAAAUUAGAAUAUUUAUAUCUCACUGUCAUAGGAAUAAGUGGUUAUGUCUGUUGUCCAUAGUUUGUAUUUUAUUCUCAGUAAUAUAAUGUUUUAAAGGCAGUCCUGCGCAUUUUAAUUAGGGUAUUAGGGUAAAAAGACAAUGAUAGGAUUUAAAUGCCUUUUUGUUUCACUGAGCGUUCAGUACGUUCUGCCUGCAAUGUUUCUUCGGCACUCUCUUUGCAUUUUAUUUAUAAGAUGUGGGGGAAAAAAUGACAUCAUUUACAGACAUACUGGACAUUUUCCUUUGCUGUGCAAAUAAUAUUAAAGACUUAUUUCUAAAAUUAGAGUGCUUAAGCCCUUUAACAUUUGAUCAGUGAACCAAAAAUGCAUAUUUGUGUGUUUCUUUGUUAUAAAAUAUAUUAUUCUAUCCAUCAAUGAAAAAGGUGAAUAUAUUUUACAUGUCCUAUUCGCCUACUCUGAGCCAAUAUCAAAUUUUGUUUUUUUUCUCUUUCCUCUAAAGCAAACAUGGCAUCAGUUGUGAUUUUGAUACCAAGUUCAGCAUGUAACAUAUGAGCAAAACAGGUAUGCUGCCCACGGUUACAUGUGUAAAGUGACAACCCCAAACCCAUGCGAAUUAAAGCAUAUCUCCUACAGCACUGAUUUUAAAGUAGAGUACAUUCUCUUAUGAACACAUUGAAGCCUUACAGCCCCUAAACAGUCUACAGUCCAAUACAUAACCAGGACACCGUUCAUUCCAGACGCAUUCCGUCCAACUACAUUACCCAGAGGGCUUGUGGAACGUAUAGACACAGGAGCAAACGCGCACUGCGCACAUCCAUACGUAUCCAUGUUAGUUUUGCAUGUUUCUUGUUGUGUGGACUAGAUGGAGGAGCAGGCCAGCACCCUGCAGUACUGAAGGAGUCAAACAGAGGCGCUGGAGUCCUUACAUAGAUUCUCAUAGUAGGCAAAGUAGAAAACGAGGGAGCCAUUUAGUUGCUGAUAUAAACGGCAGAGGUCCAUGGGGUGCUUUUGGUCCCCAGUGCAAUUACUGUUACUUUAAUGACUGGAAACUAUAGCACUGUUAAUUUCAGAGUGUUUGAUCAAUCUGCUGUGAAGAACAACAAAAGUGUAUAUGCUACUACUGUUCAAAAUGCUUAGACGUCAUUACGACGUGUCGACUCUGAAUUCCGGUCGUCCACAAUAGAAUGCCAUCACAUUCGAUUAUCAAGCAUCUUUGGGGCUGGAAUCUACUCCUGGGCCCUACUGCUACAUCUUCUAAAGGGUUUUCCUUUCUCUCCCACUCCCCAGUCUGACAAUGUCUUUGGUACAUUUCAGAAUCUUCCAGCACUGUAAGAGUUCAGUACCGGUCUCAUAGUGGUUUUAGUGCUUUUGUUUGGGUUGGCGGAUGCCGGUCCUACCAUCACUUUCUUUUUCUUUUGUUGUUUUGCUGACUUGUCUUUGCUGAGAGAGAGGGGUCGGACUUGCCAGGUGCACCUGGCCCAGCGCUCGCAUCUUUCAGCCGGCUGAUCUUUAGAGCCUAGCACAGGGGUAGACAACUCUGAUUCUGGGGGUCCAAGAGAUUGGUCAGGACUAUGCUCAAACUAAACCCUCAAUUCAAUUAAGAGAAUCAGUUAUGCUGAAUUAAAUUAAGCAGCUGCUUGUUGCGGGUGUUCAGUAUUCCGUGGCGUUGGCAGCCAGAGACGCUGCAGGACUACGGCACUCAUGACAGAGGGUGGGCUACCCCUGACCUAGCACUUGUAGUCUGUAUUUUAUUUUAACAUAUUGUAUUAACAUUAGUUUUGGUAUCAUGUAUUUUUAUUUUUUGCAAGAUGGUUUCAAGAUGUAUUGUAAAUGUUUCUAAUAAAAAGAAAUAUGAAAUGAA